ACUGAACGUGGACCAGAACGGCGGUGCGUGGUGUCCCAAGGUACCCGUGGACACCAACUCGAGGGAGUACCUGCAGGUGGACUUGGGCUCCGUGCACGUGAUCACGGCGACGGCGACCCAGGGGCGCUUCGCCAACAUGAAGGGCAUGGAGUACACGGAGGCUUACAGGCUGGAGUACAAGCGGCCCGGCCUCCCCGACUUCAGGACCUACAUCAGCAACGGCAAUGAGACGCUCCCCGGCAACGUGAACACCUACCUGGAGCAGAAGAACAUUUUGUCGCCUCCGAUGAUCGCCAGCCAGGUUCGCUUCAUCCCGGUGGCAGCACACACCCGCACCAUCUGCCUGAGGGUCGAGCUCUACGGAUGCAACGCCACAGGUUCGCUUUCAUCCCGGUGGCAGCACCACACCCGCACCAUCUGCCUGAGGGUCGAGCUCUACGGAUGCAACGCCACAGCACACACCCGCACCAUCUGCCUGAGGGUCGAGCUCUACGGAUGCAACGCCACAGGAGGUCUGGUCAGCUACUCCGGCGUGAACGGAGCGACGCGCGACCCCGGCUUCCUGCUGGCGGACGACACUUACGACGGCCCCCCCGGACCAGGUCACCUCCUGCACCACGGCCUAGGUCAGCUCUACGACGGCGUGCUCGGCAGGUCGCUCAUCAACCUGGAGCUCCAAGCCUACGGCAGGGGUAAAGGUCGGUUGCAGCGGCUGGAGGCGGGUUAG
Penaeus vannamei (Pacific white shrimp) is the source of this 727-nucleotide messenger RNA. NCBI's taxonomy places the organism in Eukaryota, Metazoa, Arthropoda, Malacostraca, Decapoda, Penaeidae. The record is from RefSeq and is a predicted model, not a curated record.